AGAUAUCACCACUGGUGGCUCUGCUGGCUGUUUGGGGAUUUUCCCGCGUUUAGAAUUUCUAAACGUCAAUGUUUUUUGAGGUUAUGUGCAAUUGUUUACGUUUAGAAAUCGUUUUCUCGAAGUUUCCUUGAGUUUUUCUCCUCGAAAAACUAUAUUUUCCUCAAGAAAAGUGACUAGAAAAAUAGCAAAUUAAAAAUGUCUUACAUGCUGCCUCAUCUCCACAAUGGAUGGCAAGUGGAUCAGGCCAUUUUAAGCGAGGAAGAUAGAAUAAUCGUGAUCCGCUUUGGGCACGAUUGGGAUCCUGCUUGUAUGAAAAUGGAUGAAGUCCUCUACAGUAUAGCUGAGAAAGUGAAGAAUUUUGCUGUAAUUUACCUUGUGGACAUCACUGAAGUUCCGGAUUUCAAUAAAAUGUACGAGCUUUACGAUCCCUGCACAGUUAUGUUCUUCUUCCGGAACAAGCAUAUAAUGAUUGAUUUGGGCACAGGAAAUAACAACAAAAUCAAUUGGCCUCUGGAGGACAAGCAGGAGAUGAUAGAUAUCGUUGAGACUGUCUACAGAGGAGCACGGAAGGGACGUGGCCUCGUGGUGUCACCCAAAGACUACUCCACCAAAUACCGCUACUAAAUGACUCAAUCAUUCGAGCUGACUUCUGCUGAGAAUCUUGCUGGUUCUAUUCGAAUAUAAUUAUAACUCACGUGAAGACAUUGAAGGCGAUUAUUAAAUUAAAUGUUUUGUUUACAUAAUUCACA
Molecule: messenger RNA, 749 nt
Organism: Phlebotomus papatasi
Lineage: Eukaryota; Metazoa; Arthropoda; Insecta; Diptera; Psychodidae
Gene: Dim1
Product: thioredoxin-like protein 4A
Exons: 3
Coding region: 196-624 (142 amino acids)
Biological process (GO): mRNA splicing, via spliceosome
Cellular component (GO): U5 snRNP; spliceosomal complex; U4/U6 x U5 tri-snRNP complex
Source: RefSeq, a predicted model, not a curated record